AUCACUCGCGCGCAGCGAGCACCCCUCCACGCCAUGUUUAUAUUCCCCUGUUCUGCUAGAUUUCGAUGAUGCCCCGAUUUCCUUCCUUUUAUUUGCCUUUUAUCCAGAUAUCACAUUUCCACCAUGCAAGCAGCUCUCCCCUACGCUCUCCCAGCCCUCGCCGGCCUCGCAUACCUUAAUGGCCGACAUGCCUUCACCUACGACUACUCGCUCCUCUCCUCCUUCCUCUCCGCCAGCAUAAACGGCAUCCUCCACGAGCGACGCGACGACAUCAACCUCUUCUACACGCUCGAGUCUCACGCGCAAUCCUCCAACCGGCACCGGCCCUGGAUACUCCACGCCGGCGAAAGCUGGACCUACGCCGAAGCAUACGAAAUCGUCCUGAAAUACGGAACAUGGCUGAAGAGCAAGGGCGUCCAGAAAGACGAGAUCAUCGCAAUGGACUUUGUGAACUCGGAGGUGUUUAUCUGGGUGUGGUUCGGCUUGUGGAGUAUUGGUGCGAAACCCGCGUUUAUCAAUUACAAUUUGACGGGGAUGCCGCUGGUUCAUUCGAUCAGGGCAUCGAGUGCGAGACUGGUGUUGGUGGAUGAGAAUGGAAGGCGGAAGUUUGACGAGAGGGCCAUGGAGGAGCAUGGGUUUGUGCCUAGGCCGAGCGAUGCGGGAGUGCCGGAGGGGACGCAGGCGAAGUAUGGGUUUGAGAGUGACCCGAGCCAGAUUCCGAGGAAUGUGCAGAGACAUAGCCGGAUGCCGUCGUCUAGAGAGAAGGCUUCAGAGAGAGCAUCGGAACCUCAGCGCCAGACGUUGGAGAUCGUCUUCUUCGAUAAACGGCUGGAAAACUACAUCUUAUCUCUCAAACCGGUUCGCCAGCCCAACUCCGAACGUGGCAACCAGAAGAAGCACAACAUGGGUAUGCUCAUCUACACCUCUGGUACCACAGGCCUUCCCAAAGCCGCAGUCAUGAGCUGGGGCAAAGCCAACCUUGGUGCCCGCUUUAUCUACUGUUGGAUACCACUCAAGAAGACGGACGUCAUAUACACACCCAUGCCGCUCUACCACUCAGCAGCUUCCGUCCUAGGCGUAUGCGCAACACUCCACGCCGGCAGCGCAAUCUGCAUCAGUAAGCACUUCAGUCAUCACACAUUCUGGCCCGAAGUCUGCGCAUCCAAAGCUACCAUCAUUCAAUACGUUGGCGAGACAUGCCGCUACCUCCUCUCUGCGCCGUCCUCCCCGCUCGACAAAAAACACAAUGUGCGAGCAGCCUUCGGUAAUGGCCUCCGGCCGGACGUCUGGGAGCCAUUCAAAGAGCGCUUCGGCAUCAACACCAUCUACGAAUUCUACUCCGCCACCGAAUCCCCCUCAGGCAUGUUCAACAAAUCCACAAACUCCUUCAGCGCCGGCGCCUUCGGCCGCAACGGAACCAUCGCCGAACUAGCUAUGGGCCACACCCUCGCAGUCGUUCGACUGGAUCCUAAUUCCUCACCUCCCUCUCCGUUACGCCAUCCCACCACCGGCCUCUGCCAAAUCGCCGACUGGAACGAACCUGGUGAACUCCUCUACAAACUCGACCCCUCCAACAUCCAGGAGAAAUUCCAGGGCUACUUCGGCAACGACAGCGCGACGACAGAGAAGAUUCUAAGAGAUGUAAGGUCGAAGGGGGAUGCGUAUUUCAGGAGUGGGGACCUUGUACGUUGGGAUAGAGAGGGCCGAUGGUGGUUUGUGGAUCGCAUUGGGGAUACAUUUCGCUGGAAAGCGGAGAAUGUGUCGACAGCCGAGGUCGCGGACGUCCUGGGUAAGCAUGACGCUGUGGAGGAAGCGAAUGUGUACGGCGUGUCCGUGCCGCAUCAUGAUGGGCGCGCGGGAUGUGCGGCUGUCGUGCUCAAGCAGAAGGCGAAGGACGACUUGCCGCUGCCGCAUCCGCACAUGCUCAAAUCGCUCGCUGAGCAUCUCAGAAACGGACUACCGAGCUUUGCGGUCCCAGUCUGGUUGAGAGUCACGCGGCAGAUGCAUACGACGGGCACGAAUAAGCAGCAGAAGCAUUUGUUCCAGCGGGAUGGGAUUGAAGUCGAGCGGGUGGAGGGGUGUGGCGAUGCGCUGUUUUGGUUAGACGAGCGGAGGGAGACGUAUGAGCGGUUUACAGGGGAGCAUCUGGAGAGAAUUAAGGGUGGGGCUGUGAAGUUGUAGGUCGCAUGAAAAAGGCGAUGGGAUGCGGUAGACGAUCUGGAACGUCGUUGAGGCAAGAUACCACCAUGAAUGCAUACUGUUGAG
Trematosphaeria pertusa is the source of this 2265-nucleotide messenger RNA. Its product is annotated as acetyl-CoA synthetase-like protein. The record is from RefSeq and is a predicted model, not a curated record. Lineage: Eukaryota; Fungi; Ascomycota; Dothideomycetes; Pleosporales; Trematosphaeriaceae. Gene Ontology annotation, molecular function: long-chain fatty acid-CoA ligase activity; long-chain fatty acid transmembrane transporter activity. The transcript is spliced from 2 exons. Bases 124 to 2181 code for a protein of 685 amino acids.